GUUCGUUGGCAGUAUGAGGAUUCUCCUCAGAUUGUGCAAAGACUGCCCUUUCCCCAGGAAGAGAAGAGGAAAUCUUUUAAUGAAUUCAACAAACCUGGCGAAAAUCCCUCGAGUUCAGUAAAGACACCCAGACCGUCUACGAAUCAACCAAACACUGUAAACUCCAAUAAGCCUCGGGUAUUCUCUAUCAGUGGUGUAAAUCAGGAUGAAAAAGUGCGCUAUCAGGCCAUCAUCACUGAACUUGGCGCAGAUUUAGAUACUGGAAUGACGGUUGGUGAGGCCACCACACAUCUUAUUAUUAAUUCUCCGAGUCGUUGCGAGAAGUACCUCAUGUGUCUAGCCGGUGGCCGAUGGAUUCUGCACAAGUCUUACUUGGAUGCAUGUGCUGCAGCGAAUACUUGGCUCCCAGAAGAGGCCUACGAAUGGGGUGGACCGGGGACUGAACCUCUUCUGAUACAACUUUCUCCUGCUCCCAAUUCUGGUAGAUCAGGUGUUUCAGGUGCUCUUAGUUGCGUACAACUGAGAGAACUCGCCAAAGCAGCACGACAUUGGCGAAAAGCUGGUGGAAAGGCUUUUGAGGGGUGGAAAGUUGUAUUUGGACCCGGUUGUGAUCGAGAAAGCAGUUUUAGGCGCAUAAUCGAAUAUGGCAGUGGGAAGGCAUUUGACCUUCCAGCCUAUCACAAUUUUCAUAUCAGAGUCCGUUUGGAUCGUUGUGACGCUUUGAAAUGUGGAGGUAGCCAACACGAGAGUCACGCUAAAAUCGACCCUUGGGUCUCCUUUAUUACAAUUUUUGUUUAG
Messenger RNA from Rodentolepis nana, 798 nucleotides. NCBI's taxonomy places the organism in Eukaryota, Metazoa, Platyhelminthes, Cestoda, Cyclophyllidea, Hymenolepididae. The record is from the annotation of a GenBank genome assembly.